Micropterus dolomieu (smallmouth bass) is the source of this 1378-nucleotide messenger RNA. RefSeq names its product complement C1q tumor necrosis factor-related protein 3-like. The record is from RefSeq and is a predicted model, not a curated record. The coding region runs from base 1 to 654 and encodes 217 amino acids. NCBI's taxonomy places the organism in Eukaryota, Metazoa, Chordata, Actinopteri, Centrarchiformes, Centrarchidae. Gene Ontology annotation, molecular function: protein binding. The transcript has 3 exons.
AUGAAUUUUACUAUUUUAUUGUUUGUAUCACUGUUCUGUGGCCUGAUUUGGGCCCAGGAUGAUGUCAUUCCUCCAGAAACAGAAGAAAACACUGAAAUACAGUCAUGCUUUCCUGACAUGUGUAAUCUCCUGAAAGAGUUUGGUGCCAUGAGAGAAAAACUGGGAGUUAUGGAAAACAGGCUGAAGGACAGUGAAACCAAACUGAAGGACAGUGAAAACCAGAUUAUUGAACUGAAGAACAAAGAAAGAACCAUGGUAGUAUUCAGUGCAGGAACAGGUGGGAAUGGAGCCAUUGGACCCUUCAACACAGAAACAACUGUAAUCUACAGAACAGUGAAAACAAACAUCGGUAAUGCCUACAGUCCAUUCACUGGUAUCUUUGCUGCACCUGUUCCAGGCGUUUAUUACUUCACAUUCUUUUAUCAUGCUGGAGGAGCCAACCCAGUGAGUCUAGCCCUCGUGAAGAAUGGCCAAGCUGUUGCGACAGCCUAUGACCACCGUACAUCGCAUGACGGGGCUGAUAACGGAGGCAAUGCAGUGUUCUUGCAGCUGCAGCAAGGGGACCAGGUUUUUGUACGCUUAGGUGCAAAUACAAAUAUUUGGGGAAACGAUGCCAUUACCACCUUCAGCGGUUUUCUAGUCAGUGAGGUUUGAGAAACAUUGAAUAAUGAUUCAUUUGUCAUUACAAUUUUAAUUUUAAUUUAAAGGAGACCCAUUAUGCUUUUCCAUAUUUUAUGACUUAUCUACUAUGUUACAUUGUUGGAUGUUCGUGUGAAACAUGGCCAAAGCUUCAAAUAACAAGGUAAAAGUAUUUAAAAUAAAUCUCUGUUGGCCAAAACCUCAGAUUUCCUCCUGUUCUGGGAGGGCCAGUUUAAGAUAGAAAAUUAUUUUUUUGAACUUUGAAUCAUGAAAAGCUGCCAUAUAGGAGUCAGAGAACAACAAUUUAGAACUGGAAAUCCAGUAUAAUAGGUCUCCUUUAAGAUCUGAAAUUAUAUGAAAGUAUUCAAAAUCAUAUGUUAAUUUUAAUUGAUUCCUAUUAUUACAGCUGUUCUAGAGACUAUAGUUUAAAAAUUGCACUCACUGACAUUACAAUUUGGCUGUUUAAGUUUUAUACAUACUUUUUUCAUAUAUUAAAGACUUUUGUUUUGCAAUGCUAAUGAAAGGCUGGAAAGUUAGAUCAGAAUUAAUAAUGUCUCAUAAUUAUGUGAGCUUCAUUUAUCAUGUAUUUCUCCACAAAAACAAUAACUUGAACUUCUGUUUUGUCUUAUCAUAAAUGUAUUUUUAGUACAAACGCUUUAUCUUUUGUUUCUUGUGUAGACUUUUGACGUUUUUAACCGUUUGUCUGUUUCUUCUAAAAUUAAAAAGUGAAAAUGCAAAA